AUAUUUUUUUCAAUUGUAGGUUUCAUCUAUCUCAUAAUGGUAUCACCAAAUCUAUUUUGCGGAUGAUGCAUGGAAUUCUCAAAACACCAUAUCCAAAGUUCUCGGAGAUGCCUUCCGACGAGCAAGAGAUUUGGUUGAAGCAAUUUGCGCAAGAUUUUACUUGGCAUCGGGAUUUCACAAAUGAUGUUCGCAAAGCGUUCAAGAAAAUUGCCGCUAAACAUUACUCUUACACUUUGCACGAGUGGAAGCGAAAGUGGAUUAGAGGAAAGAUGCCAAAAGGGGCGAACCAAGAAGUCUUUAAUGGUUUGAUUCGCUAUUGGGGUAAACCGGAAACGAUAUCACUUUCCAAGAAGAAUUCAAAGAACAGAAAAAGCAACCGAGGCGGGUUGGGCAUUGCUACGCAAAACGCAGGUGCAACGAGCGCCUCUAGUCGACAACGACAACUUACUGUUAGAGAUGGUGUGGUACCCGAUAAUCUUACUUUGAUGGAGGAUAUGAACACCAACAAAGAAACAAAGCAAGUACAAGAUGGUCGAGCAAAGAUGGUUCUCGAAAACGUGAAGGCGUAAAGAGACAGAACUUCUUUCCCAAUCUGUUGAUGGUUCGGUGACUUCCCCCGAAUUGGGACGAGAGAAGAUGAACGAAAUUCUAUACGAGGAAACCCAUAAAUCCAAGGGACGGAUUUUUGGGUUAGGAAAUCUAUCUCAAAUAUCAUCUUCUUCUCGUUCCUCGGGUUUCUCAUAUCCUUCGCAUGUCGAUUUCGAGAAAGCCAUGGAAGAAAAGAAUGAGCGGAUUGCGACUUUGUAAAAAGAAAUGGAAGAACAAAGAGCGGCAUUAGAAGAACAGAAAGCGGAGAACAUGCGGCGAGACGCGGAGUACAAGAAGAGGGAUGAGGAGAUGGCAACGUUCAUGAAUGAGAUGCGUGCGAAGUUGCCGUGAUUUUUAUGGUUUCCAUCUAUGUUUUGAACAAUUUGUUGUUUAUGGAUUUAAAAUGUUUUCAUUAAUAAUUCUGAAUUUAAAUAUUAAUGCAAUUUCUUAAUUUAUAA
This is a messenger RNA of Arabidopsis lyrata subsp. lyrata, 1046 nucleotides long. RefSeq lists its product as uncharacterized. The transcript has 4 exons. The coding region runs from base 63 to 569 and encodes 168 amino acids. Lineage: Eukaryota; Viridiplantae; Streptophyta; Magnoliopsida; Brassicales; Brassicaceae. The record is from RefSeq and is a predicted model, not a curated record.